Messenger RNA from Contarinia nasturtii (swede midge), 444 nucleotides. It is a transcript of the gene Tom7, whose product is annotated as mitochondrial import receptor subunit TOM7 homolog. The transcript is spliced from 3 exons. The record is from RefSeq and is a predicted model, not a curated record. Lineage: Eukaryota; Metazoa; Arthropoda; Insecta; Diptera; Cecidomyiidae. Gene Ontology annotation, cellular component: mitochondrial outer membrane translocase complex. Bases 150 to 314 code for a protein of 54 amino acids. Gene Ontology annotation, biological process: protein import into mitochondrial matrix.
AUCUACGAUAUAUAAAUGUCAUCUGUCAACGAGCCCAAGACAUAUACAUAAUUGCGCAAUUGAAAUCACAUUUGUCACUGAUUUGUUAUUCGGCUCGCCAAACAAAGAUUUCAUUUUCCAAAGCAGAAAAAAGGAAGCACAUUUUGAAAAUGGGACUAUCACCAGAUGCCAAAGAACGCUUGGGCGUAGUUUUCGGAGUCGUUAAAUUUGUAUUCCAUGUGGGAUUCAUUCCAACCGUUCUUUAUUUAGGAUUCAAGAAAGGCGCUGAACAAGGAAUGCCUCCAUUGACCCCAUUAAGUUUGCUCUGGCAGUAGAGAUCCCUAGACUUUGUGCGAUUUAGUUAUACAUACUUCUUAAAUCCUAAAAACACAAUAGGUUAUCGAUGAAUUAUAUAUCGUGUUAAAAUUAUGAAAUAAACACAAAUUCACGAUACCAAAAAAAUUU